Molecule: messenger RNA, 3908 nt
Organism: Aplysia californica (California sea hare)
Lineage: Eukaryota; Metazoa; Mollusca; Gastropoda; Aplysiida; Aplysiidae
Exons: 2
Coding region: 1421-3658 (745 amino acids)
Molecular function (GO): catalytic activity
Source: RefSeq, a predicted model, not a curated record
CCGGUUUAAUGGCGGCUGAGGUCAGUCGCUGUUUCUUAGCUCCUGUGUUAUCGGUGAUUUUGAUACGGAUUUCAGUGGAGAAAAGUGGUUGUAAGUGGUGGUAAGAGGUAUCAUUCGUAUACUCAAGUAAGUUUUGAUAUUUUUGUUGUAAUUUGUGCACUGUAUACUGUCUUUUCUACUGUCUGCAUAAUUUUUUCUUCUCAGUGAACCUUGCUUCGAGCACGGUUUCAUUGUUGUUUUUUCUAUUCCUUCUCGCCUGGCUAUCGCGCUGUGUUUUUUUCACUCCCUAUCUCACUCUUACUCUUACUUGUUCUUUUCUGUAUCCUGAUAUUACAGUUUCCUUGUUUUAAUCAUUCUUCUUAGGAAUAACCGUCUACUGCUAAGUGAACAUGAUGGCAAAAAAUAACAGUGAAUCUGUCCCAGCCUGUUUUUUCUUUGCAGAGCAUAUUGACCGCUCUGUCACAGGCUACCAAAUAUGUAAGGCCUGUGAGCAAGUUGUCGGCGAGGGAAGUAUUAUCGGAGCCCAAAAGCUCUAUGGACUGUGGAGGAUAUACCCUGCUACGGUUCAGGCAAGAAACCAACUAAUCAUUAAGGGCAUCAUAAUUAACAAAAUGUUUGUCGCUAUCCUCAGCGCCAGCCCGACGGUGACGAAAGGAACCAAGGACUCCCCCACAUUGAAAGUCAUCAUUGGUAACAUACCGUUGUCAGUGUCCAAUGAUGAAAUAGGAAAAGAGUUUAAGAAACUAGAGGGAGUGGCCAUUCUUUCAAAGUUUUAUGAAGAAUGUUAUAGGGACAACGAAGGAAAGUUGACCUUGUUUAAAUCUGGUAGACGUUUUGUCUACAUUAAUGUCCCCCCUCACCCUCUCCCCAAAGAUUUUCAGGUUGGACACUGGAGGCCAACGUUGUAUCACUACGGCCAGAAAGAAAAAAAAGAGACGAUGGGACCAAUACAACCGGUGGAGAUCAGCCCGCCCCCGACACCAAUGUUCAAGCGACAAUCCGUGAGGCUAACGCUGACACACAGGCGGAGACACAGGCAGAGACACACACCCUGCGUGCUGUAAGGCAAACAAAUAUGGACUCUUUUUUCCCGCAGCCUGACCGCUCCCGCCCCCCAGUACGCUCACCCCGAAGCCAGGACACAAGGUCUCCAAGUGUCAAGACGAGGAGACAUAAAAGACAGGUGAGCGACGAGCCAGCUCGGUCACCGAGCGUGAAAGCUCGAAAACAGGAGGUGAGUGGCACGAGAAAAAGGCAAGAUACGGUAGAUUAUUUUGAUUAUGAGGAGCCAGUGACUACCGAAACGUGUGAGCACGAAGAGGUCGGUGCGUGAGUGGUGUGUCCACGUUUCGGUAGCCAUUGGUAACGACUUGGACAGGUAAAAGGACUUUGAGUUUGGUUUUGCGUCUGACUGUUUUGGAUGUCUAUAAAAAUUGCCUCCCUUAAUUGUCGGGGCCUCAACAAAAAACUAAAAAGAAGAGCAAUAUUCCGUAAAUGUACACAGUAUGACAUAAUUUGUUUGCAAGAGACUUAUGUCACCAAUACUACUGCACGUGAGUGGAGUUUAGAAUGGUCUGGGGAUUUCUUUUAUAGUGAAGGGACAAACAAAAGCAAAGGGCAAAUUAUAUUAGUUAAUAAACACUUUAAGUAUAAAACAGUGGAAUUAUGUAUAAAAACUGAGAGAAUACUUGGGUUGUCUUUCAGUAUUGAUGAUGUUUCAUACGUAGCAAUUAAUGUAUAUGGUCCAGUAGUUAAAAAUGAUAAAUUGGAUUUCAUUGAUAAGCUCUACUCUGUUCUUAAAGAUGAAAAGGCAGACCACACGAUCAUAUGUGGAGAUUUCAAUGUUGUUCAUAACAAUACCCUUGAUAUUGUGACAGGAGAGAAACACGACGACAUGUCCACACAAAAAUUCAGGGACUGGAUCGCCAACUGUCAGAUCGUUGAUACCUGGCGGGGUGUGCACGGUGAAGAAAAGGAUUUCACCUGGUCCAGGCCUACACCCUUUACAGCACGGCGGCUGGACUACAUAUUUUGUAAUACUAAGUUAUUUCCCUUUGUUAUAGACUCUAAACACACAUUUGUAUAUGGUACGGAUCAUAAAGCAGUCAUAACUACUGUUCGAACUGAACAAUUUAAAAGGGGGCCUUCAUACUGGAAAUUUAAUAAUUCAUUACUAAAAGACAAAGAGUACGUUAACUCAAUGGAGAAAUGCAUAGACGAAUAUUUAGAACGGACUUUAGAUGAAACAGAUAAAACCAUAAGAUGGGAACUUUUGAAAGUCAUGAUAAAGUCACAUACAAUUGACUAUUGUAUUAGAAAGUGCAGAGCACUCAAACUAAGGGAAAUUCUAAUAACGGAAGAACUUUUGAAAUUAAAUGAUCAAGUAGUGAAAACCCCCCAUGACCUUACAUUGCUUAAACAGUUUGAAGCCAAAAAGAAAGAAUUAGAAAUAUAUCAACUACAUAAGGCCAGGGGAGCACAAAUACGAUCAAGACAAAAAUGGAUUGAGGAAGGGGAAAAGAAUACGAAAUACUUUCUUCGGAUGGAACAAAUGAGAGGUGGUAGUAAUGUUAUAACUUCUUUACAGGAUGACAAAAACAACAAUCUGUAUGGUCAUGUAGAUAUUGUGGAUAGCAUUAAAAAUCACUUUGAACGUUUAUAUAAGAAAGACCAUAAUAUUGAAACAAACAAAGUUGAUGAUUUCAUGCAAGGAUGUAGCUUUCCAGUACUCGAUGAUGUUGAUAAAGAAAUAUGUGAUAGCGAACUAAGCAUUGUUGAAUUAGAUGCCAUUGUUAAUAAGUUGAAUAUUGAUUCAGCACCUGGAAUCGAUGGAAUUACCACCCCUUUUUACAAAUUUUUCUGGAGCAAACUGAGGAAACCUUUAUUUACAAACUUCCAGCAGUGUCUAGAGACGGGAGAGUUAUCUCCCACUCAAAGAAGAGGCGUUAUUUCUUUAUUACAUAAAGGGAAAAAUUUACGAAGGGACAAUAUAAAGAACUGGAGACCGAUAACGUUAACAAACACGGACUACAAAAUCUUCUCCAAAAUAUUAGCUAUACGGCUACAGCGUGUUAUGCCAAUUUUAAUAAAUGAAAACCAAACUGGCUUCUUGAAAGGCAGGUCCAUUUCGGAGCACAUUAGGACACUUGACGACAUUAUCUACGUAGCAUCUGAAAAAAAUCUACCAGGUAUGGUGGUAUCUCUGGAUUUUCAACGCGCAUUCGACACUGUAGAAAAGGGAACAAUAUUGGCCACAUUGAAAAAGUUUAACUUUGGAGAAGGAUUUAUAAAUAUGGUGGGAGUUUUAAUGGCUAACACAGAAUGUUGUGUACAAAAUGGGGGAUGGUUGUCAGAAUGGCUCAACACAGAGCGAGGAAUAAAACAAGGUUGCUGCACAAGUCCACUUCUUUUUGUACUUGUUGCUGAGUUGAUGUCAAUAAAGUUAAGAAACAAUAGCAGCAUAUCUGGAAUGAGCACAAUUUUGUCAGGGGAAAUAAUUAAUUUUUGCAAAGUUUUGCAGUAUGCUGAUGACACCACUCUGAUUCUAAAAGACCAAGAAGACCUUGCUUCAGCCUUGUUGGACAUCGAUUCUUUUGGUAGCAUCUCUGGGCUCAGGCUGAACAAGGAUAAAUCACAAGUGAACGAGGGCAAGGUGUAACAGAAGCCCAGUUAAACAUCGCUAACCACAUUCUUUUGAUCGCAAAGAUGUGUGUUAGCAAGUUACGCUACAGCAAAGCGACAAAUAUACAAAUCUUGUUUGAAUCGGAGCUGGAGCUGAGAGAAAGUAGGUGGUCGUAAAGCUCAUCGAUAGCACCUGCGGUGGUAAGAUAAAAUAUAUAUAUAUAUAAAUAUCCUGUUUCCAGCAGCUCAUAUCUGAAAGAAACGGAUGGGAAAAGUGUGGUUUUACU